This is a messenger RNA of Harpegnathos saltator (Jerdon's jumping ant), 873 nucleotides long. RefSeq lists its product as uncharacterized. Lineage: Eukaryota; Metazoa; Arthropoda; Insecta; Hymenoptera; Formicidae. Bases 1 to 873 code for a protein of 290 amino acids. The transcript has a single exon. The record is from RefSeq and is a predicted model, not a curated record.
AUGGAGCCGGCCUACACCACCACGGCACACAUUCUCUCGUCCUUGAUGCAAUAUAGACCAGAUCACAUGCCAUGUUCGACGGAGUGGAGGCAUAUUCGAGGGUUGCAGCUCGCUGAUCCUGACCCGUUCGGUUCCGAUCCGAUUGAUUUAAUCAUCGGCGCUGAUCUCUACGGUCGAAUCCUCAGCGACGGACGACGAAUUGGAGGGGGCGAUGAAUCGACAGCUCAGAACACGGUCUUCGGGUGGAUCCUUUCGGGACGGGUCUCUUCCGGGAGAGUCGAAUCGGUCAUUUCCACCUUCCACACCACGCUCGAAACACUUGACCAGCGAUUACGACAAUUCUGGGAAAUAGAGGAGAUCCCAAUCAGUCGUCAACUUAGCCCGGACGAUAAGGAGUGCGAGGACCACUUUAAAACCACCCACACAAGGACGAGAGGAGGUCGCUACAUUGUUACGUUGCGUCUUCCCUUCAAGUCCGCCGAACCGGUGGAACUUGGCAACUCUCGCUCAAUGGCGACAGCUAGUCUCUUGCGACUGGAACGCAGGCUAAGUUCAGACGUCGAGAAACAAACCGCUUAUACCGCCUUCAUGAAGGAAUAUGAAGACCUCGAGCACAUGACACGAAAGGAUCAGGAUGACGCUGCUUCCAUCGGUCAACGCUAUUACAUACCAUACCAUGUGGUCUUUCGGCAGAGCAGCGUCACUACCAAACUCCGUGUGGUAUUCAGCGCAUCAGCCGUAACCACCACCGGUUACUCGCUCAACCAUUUUCUAUCGGCCGGUCCCAAAUUGCAAACCGACCUGUUCACGAUACUAUUAGCUUGGCGACAACAUCGAGUCGUCCUGACAACGGAUAUUGAGAAAAUGUAUUGA